This is a messenger RNA of Durio zibethinus, 3401 nucleotides long. The record is from RefSeq and is a predicted model, not a curated record. NCBI's taxonomy places the organism in Eukaryota, Viridiplantae, Streptophyta, Magnoliopsida, Malvales, Malvaceae.
UGAAUUGAUGAAGAGAGCUUGAAAAUUCAUCUUCAUUAAAUUCAGCUUGGGGGUUGCUAAUGGCAGUGCCCCUGGAAUUAGAUUUUUGUUCAAUUACCAAAUACAGAAACUGAAAGGAAAAAAAGGUGGAGGAAAUAGAAUCCCCAUUCUUGAAACAUAUGUACAAGACCAAAUGACCAAUACAUGUUGCACAUGAUUUAUGGAAGCAUUAAUUUAAAUCAACUUGAAGCUUGAUUGACAUGUAAAAUAGUGCGAGGACGGCACCUUUGAGGGAGUGGAGCAUAUCUUGCAAGAUUGGAGCCAACCCUCAUGGCUACAACCACCAGAACAACUACACUGCUGCUUUUUUUCCCACAAACCCAACUUGCAAUGGAGAUCCAUGCAAUUGCAUAACCAAUCUUAUAUCCUGCAUCCAAAUUCUUAUCCAGUAGAGCCAUUAGGCUACUGAAGGUGAGAGAAAAACAAGACCCAAAGGUCUGCAGGUUUUCUUCUUCUACCUCAUCAUCAGUUUUCAUCAUAAAAGGAAGAAUGCUCCUCAUUCACAUUAUAUCGUUCUCGAAAUCUCUCUUCUUGCAUUUUUCAUUUGACUUCAGCCCACCUGUCUGUCCUAACCCCAUCUUCAAACUCAGGACUAUAGUUCCAUUUUCCUUGAUAUGACCUCCCAACAUCUUCUUGAAAUGUAAGUGCACGAUCAUACUUAAUCCUUGUUUCAGAAGGGAAAAUACUCAAGAAUGUCUGUCAUUGAUUUCCAAAAACAUAAACCAAAAGGAAAAGGAAGUGUGAAAAUAGAGAGGAGGGAAGCUAAAGGAUCAGAUUUCGGAAGUUCAUAAAAGGCGAAUCAUAACUGUAUAGGAAUUUCCCAUCGAUAAUAACAGCCCAAGCAGAAGCAUAAUUUCAUGACAAGAAGUUAAAAGUAACCUUUUGGUCAUACUUAGGAACUCAAAAGGAAGACUUAGGAUUAGCGUUCCACAGCUCUCCUUCCCUACUAACAAGUUCAUUUUCAGUAUUGUUGUCCCAAAGUUGAAUCCUGGGAACGCAGCUCUGAAUGCUAUCGUACCCUUUAGCAAUUUGGCAUAGAGUAGCCGCAUUCAUGCUUGAAAAUCCCACACUGUCGUGCUUCUCAUCCCAAAAUUUCUACUAUAGUAAGUAACAGAGUCCCAGUUAUUCAUUGUUUUGAAUGCUAUUAUACCCAUCCCAUGAAAGAAUUGCAAAGCACCAAUGUCACCCUGCAUCUACCCCAACACUACAAAGAUUUGCCAGUUUAAAGUAAAGGUCUUUCAAAUUUACAGUAACACUAAACAUCAGCAAUUAGUGAAUCAUGUGGAAACAAGGAUUUAGGGAAUUCUCACUUCAUAAGCAUGAGGAUGCUCCUGAACACCUCACCGGCUCGUAAGUCCUUGUUAACAUCAGGAUGAUACUGACAUCAAAACAUGAAAAUACAUUAAGCAUACCAAAAUUAACUUCAUAGACACUUCUUAUCAAGGAAAAUGAUAAAAAAACAAAAAAGUCUUGAAACACAAACUGAGCUUCUGUAACAUUGUCAACUAAUUGGUAAAGAGAUCAAUAUGCUCUAACUCUAUCCAAAGAUUCAGAACAUAAUCCCUCUUCUUUAGAUUAAGAUACGCUUCGUGUCGAUUUAUUUAUGCAACCAAAGGUUACUCAACCAUGGUAACCAUCAUAAGCUCAAUACAAUUCAUACAACUUCUUUAUUUUCGGUACAAAAAAGUUUAGCUGAGGGAGGUUAUCUCAUUGCAAGGUCAGGGUAUAUCGCACACUUUAAAGAGAAUUUAUAUUGGAUUUAUAGAUCACUCAUCAAUAGCAAUGAAAAUCUAAUCCGAGCAUUAUAAGCAAAGUAUUUGAUUUUAUUAACUCAACCAACUCAGUUCGCAUAAUUCAUACAACUUCACAACUAGAAAAAGCAUAUGAAUAUAACAAAUUCAACCUCAUACAAAUUUGAUUUUUAAUUUGUUCAAAGUCUUUGAAAUAUUUAAGGGUCAUGGCUAGUUUUAUUUAAAUAACAAAAGAAAUAAACAAGCUUUUAUCAAUUUGAAACGUAUUUUGGAGGUGCCAAAUACAGACUAGAAAAAUGAAUGAAAUAAAAUAAAAAAAAGAAAAAGAAAAUCAGCUGUUGUGUAUCAUUUAGCAGCUUGAUUUUCAAAAAAAUUAGAAAAUUUUGGAUUUUGGGCUUCUGUAACUACUGUAUACAAGGGGCACUUUAAACCUCUCGUACUAUUUUCAAGUGGCUUACUGUUGUUCAAUUUGUGGUUAUCGGAUUGCUGUUACCAAUUCUGUGUUUACUUAUGUUGAUAGAGACUCAAAGACUGCAGAACUUAAGAUGUCAACUGUGGGAAAUUCAACGAAUAUAUUUUGGCAAGAAUAACCAGUUGGGAAGCUUGAAAGGCAGAGGCUCAUUAACCAAAGACUUGUUUUUUAUGGAUCACAGGUCUCAGUGUAUCAGGUUUAUAGUCAAAUGGAUUUUCCUAUGCGCUUCUAAGUUUUCUUCUGAAUUAUAACUAUCCUUCCUGGAAAAUUAAAACGUUUUGCAGCAGUGAUUGCCUCCUCAUGACUUUAAAUUUGAAAAAUUCUUCUCUGAUAGGAUUAUCCAUGGACUAGAACUUGCUGUCAAGGAAACUGCAUUCUUACUGUUUGCUAUUUGCAAAUUUCACAACUGGAAAGACUAUACACACACACACAUGCACUCAAAUUUUUAUUUAUUUAUUUAUUUAAAUGCUGCUCAAACAAUCAAAGUGGGCUGUACUGUUACAAUAUGUUUUUUUUUUCUUGAGCUUUUUGUUUGAAUGUUCAGGUAAAAGCACACUUGCAUGUUCACUAAGUAGGGAACUGUAUACAAGGGGAAGGUUAUCCUACAUACCUGAUGGAGACAAUCUUCAGCAUGGGUUAAGCAAGGAUCUCCAUUUCAAGGCAGAAGAUCGAACAGAAAAUAUACGCUGGGUUGGUGAAGUGGCCAGUCUAAUAUCUCCAAAUAAGAAAGACCAAGAUGCAUGCCAUACAAUGUUGCUGGAUUCUAAUUUUAUAGAGGCAAGGCUCCUUUUGGAUGGUUCUCAUCUUGAUUCCUUUUAUCAUUUUUUCUUAGUUGAAAUGCUUUUUUCUUUACAUCUACAGGUUUUCAUGAACAUGCCACUAGAAUUGUGUGAAGAAAGGGAUUCAAAAGGUCCUUACAAGCUUUCACGUGCCGGAAAGAUCAAAGGUGAGCUCCGUUUCCUGCGUACAUUCAUUGACAGAAGUUGCCUAAUCAUCCCUUUUUCCUCACCCUGUUCUUUUACUAACAACAUAUACCUAUUGAGACAUGAAACUUCAUUCUUGCUGCAUGCUAUUUGCACCAUCUGUGCCUCAGUUUGAAGUUAAAAUUAAAAGAAUAAUUAAACAAUUUUAGUAUAUAU